Parasteatoda tepidariorum (common house spider) is the source of this 3236-nucleotide messenger RNA. NCBI's taxonomy places the organism in Eukaryota, Metazoa, Arthropoda, Arachnida, Araneae, Theridiidae. The record is from RefSeq and is a predicted model, not a curated record.
CAAAUCUUUCCUUGCACACAUCAGCUGAAGAUUACUAAUUUGUUUUGUACACAAGACGAAGACUGUCUAUUCAAUGUAAUGAAAUCUCAGGAAGAAUCUACAGGCCUUCCUACGGUAACAGUGAGAGGCUUUCUAAAUUUUAAAACGACAGUCGAUGGAACAGUGAUUGUCUUCACUCCCGUAUCGGAGAUGCAUCCGCCGUCGCCUGUAAAGAUGCAUCCUCCGUCAACUACCUCCGCACCCUCCAUGAAUAACGAAGGUCUGGAUGAAGACGUGUCGUUUGCAUCACCUCCUCAGAAUUCCAUCGAACCUCUGAAAACGCACAGUCCCAGCGAAAACGUUCUGGAAAACAAAAUGGAAGAAUCCUUUCUACCUCACAUAUCCGAUAACGCAGUCUUACCACCCCCUCCUCAUAACGAUAAAAUUAAAUCUAAAUCUUCAUCGAAUCAAUUUCCUACCGGAUUAGUGACUGUCCUAGGGAGUACAUCUGUUGACGGUAGCUCAACAGCUGUUCACGAAACUAAAGUGAUUGGCACAUACAUCGAUGGAAAGUACGCCCAAAUACUUCAGAGUACAUCCCGCGUGCUUCUCGAAUCCGAGUUGAAGACCCCACACAUGGUGAGCUAUUCUACAAUCGAUCGAAGUUACAGUACUUGGCCAGUUUCAAUAAUGAAUGACGUAUCUUCAGACGAUAGGGCAGUUUCUUUGUCAACAAACACUGAUCCCACAUCAUUUUCAGUAAAACCUACUACUGAUCCCAUAUCAUUUUCAAUAAAAGGUACUACUGAUUCCACAUCAUUUACUGUAAAAGGUACUCCAUCUACUGAUGAAUCCACUGUUUCAUCGUCGAUUGUUCUCGUGACUUCAUCAUUCGAAAUGACACCGUUGACGACUGCUACGACUCAGUCCACGAAGGUUUCUGACCCAAAGACAAUCAGCGUCCCGCUCUCCCCGACGGUUUCAAAGGAAAAGACAUUCGACGUCCCGCUCUCCCCGACGCUCACCUUGUCACAGCAGGAAAGCCUAUCAUCAAGUACAGGUCCAUCUAAAACUUUGAUUUCAUCAUCCAAAGUCAAAAAUACACCAGAACUUGAGUCUUCAGUCUUGUUGCGCUCGUCGUUCGACAUCGUGUAUUCUUCCUCUGUAGCAACGACGGAAACUUUGGAGACAGCAAAGAAGACGACCCCUUCGCUGCCACCUGUUGCUUCUAUCACUUUCUCUGAAGAUGAUAAUAUGGUUCCAACAGUCAUAAAAAGUUACAGAAAUAGUAGUACUACCUCAAGAACGAGAUUUCCAUCAUUUCGAAGACCCUCUCAGACGGUCAGAUUGAAUCGAUUCAAAGUUAAACUGAAUCUCCGUCAGGACUCGCACGAUGAUGAAAGCUUUCCUGCAGACGACGAAGACCUCGAUGAGGAACAGAUCGAGAUGGAAUCAGAGAAUGUCGCCCCCACCAUCGAUCCUGCCAAAGUAGUCUUCCAAGAGACCACCAUCACCAGUCAAGUGACGCUACACGUUGGGCGCCGAAAGUCCAUUCGUAUUCUGACCAUUACAACAUCAGUUCCCCUGACCGUGCACCCGACAGAUAUCCAGGACAUGACAUCCCUGGAGGACGAAGAGAGUGAUCCUUACCAUCACGUUGAAACGCGAACCUUUACGUCGACCGAACGAGCCUUGAAGACAUCCAUCGUGCCUGUUUACGACGGCAAAACAACGUCCUACCACAAAGUGACGGAAAGCUUUUUCAUCAUGAAGUAUAUCACAGCGUACAGAACAUUGCCGAUUGGAGGAGAGGUGACGCUCCUGGAGAACGAGCAACCAGACGACACCACUUUAGAUGCCGCCGCAGCUAAUAUACAACCCUCAGUGACUCAAUCACCACCCGAGCAAUUUUCAACCCAGCAACCGUCUGGCAACCCACCACUUUCGAAUCCCUUCUUGUCUCUCGGUCAUGCGCUGUCCAAUAAUCCACUGGCCGCUGUGUAUUUAGGGCUGCAGCAACUGAAUGCCCAAAUGACUCUUUAUUCAACCAUUACUGACACGUCGACGUACGUCACAACCGAGACGUUUUACAACACAAAAACUGUUCGUUUCUACGACGGAAGAGCGAAUAAGUUCCGCACUGUGUCUGAACCUACUUCUACGAAGAAAGUCACCAUGACCACAACUGUUACGUCUUUACAACCGUAUCUCAACACCCAAGCCUUGCAACAGCAACAACAUUUGCAGCAAUUUAUUGCGCCCACGCGACAGGAACCCCAGUUUAACACCAUUACCUCCACUUACACAACCGUCAGUACAGCUACAAGUCUCAGCACUCGCAUUUAUACCCUUAUUUAUAAUGGCUUCAGCACUAAAUUCAGAACUGUUACCAGUACAUCAACCUAUCCAACUACUGUUGUCGUAACCAGCACGACUAAAGUACCUUUGGUGGCAACGGCAGCUCCUUUUGCGUACCCGUAUUCAUCCUAGAAAUACGUUGAGGUGAUUGUGAGAUAGCCAUUCUUUACUAGAGACAAAAGUUUAACAAUUCAGAUUUGAAUAAUAAUGGUGUCUUCUGUGUUAUUUAUCGUGUGAAUAAUGUAACGGAGAGAAGUUUUGGCUAAAUGAACAGUAACCCUGUCUAACACUACAAAAUCGUUCUGGUAAAAAAAAAAAACAUCAGUUAUAUUUAUCAGGAGAAUGUAUGAGGGUACGCCUCAUUCUUCAAAGAUAAUUCAUUUACGAGAAAUACAUUGCAGAACAACAAUUUUGUGUUAUUUUUUUAUAUUAUUGCCUAACUUUUCCUUGUUGUUGCCUGGACGAGGGAGGUUUCAAAAUCCUACCGAACGAGUUAGAAUCAUUGCAUACCGAACUUCUUAGAUACAUUCGAGAAAAUUCAUUUUAGUUGAAAUUUCGAUGAAACUUGGAUGGCUGAUAACUUCUAAUUUCUCUGAACUUUCAGCAUCGUUGGCGAAAGUUGUUUGGCCUAUAUGGCGCAGAAAAGCGACCAAGUUGAAAUGAAAAAAGAAAAAAUUAUUCUGCAAAAGCGGGUAUUCAACUGCGUAGGGAGAUUGUUUUUUCAAAAUGAAUUAAUUACUAAUUUUUUUCUGAGAUUCUUUUUUUAAGAAACGAUAUGUUCUCACCUUUAGUCUACCAAACUUAUCUACAAAAUAACUUGUAUCAGUUUAUACAGAAUGUAAAGAAAUGUCAGUUUGUAAAGAAUUAUAUCUUUCACUAAAAUUUUUACUGAUGACUAA